AUGUUCGGCGGCAGCUACUUCGGUGCACGAAGCGGCUAUGGUGGGGGAAGCGGCGCGGUAGAACCUGCUGGCGAGGAUGGGCCGUGUGCCGGUGUGCAGGCAUCGCAGGGCCACGGUGGCUUCAUCCCUGCUGAGGAUGACAACGCUGGGCCAGGCAUGCAGCCAAAUCCAGUUUCCGGCAAGACAGCAUCGCAGACGUUAACUCCUGUCACCGUUCGUAUGCUGCUGGAUGCUGCGGCCUCCAGUGGCCAGCAUGGCCCGGACUCUCCAUUCCGAGUAAAUGGAGGCCGGGAGCUCCAGCUGUUGACGGUCGUGGCCUGCGUAGAGGACAUCAAAGUUCAGGAGAUCGGCAUCUGUCUAACGCUAGACGAUGGCACGGGCAGAAUUCGCUGCAACGUGUACCCCGACAGCGAUUCCGCAUCUGGUCCAGAACUACAGAAGGGAGACUACAUCCGCAUCUUCGGCUCUCUUGGACACUGGGACAAACAGGAGGGUAUCAGGGCACGGGGCAUGGUGAAAGUCGAGUCUGCCAACGAGAUUGCUUACCACACUAUAGAGGUCGCCCAUGUGCACCUGAGUGUCAGUGGAAAGUUGGUCAGGUCGAGCGCCUCAGGGCGGGCCAACCACAGCUCCCCCAUGCCAUCGAUGCCAAGGACGGCGUUGCCCGCCACGCAUGCGCAGCAGGUCGCCCCGACGCAGCCAGCACAGUUCGCCGGUUCGCAUCACGCACAGACGCCCACGGCAGCGUCAAGGCUUCAGCAUAAUCUCGCAGGACCGGUGAACCCAGGAUAUGCAUCCCACGGAGGCAACAUGCCGGCGCAAAUAACGUCCCGUGUGCAGCAGCCAUCCCACGGUGGCCAGCUGGAAAUCGGUGCACAGACUUUCCACCCGGCCCCAGCAAUUCAUAUGCAGAGGCCUCAGCCACAGAUGCAGAGUGGUUAUGGAGGCGCAACAGGCGGAGCUGCACAGGCCAGGACAUCACCUUUCCAAGGUGGACUAGGCGGGCACCAUCAGCCUGCCACAAACAUGCCGCCGCCAGGAGGGGCUCUCGGCAGCAGUUUAUAUAAUGGUGGAUCCAAUGUUAACAGUCUCUAUGGCGGAGGCAAGUAUUGUAACCCAGGGGCACCGAAGACCCAUACUAAGUUAGAAGAGAAGCUCCAGAAGCUGAAAGGCUUCGUGUUCACGUUGCUUCUGCUAGCCGCCGCCAGCGUGUCCAAAGCAGAGGACUUCCUCUAUGCUGGAGCAACGACUUUGGCACCAACUCCUGCUGGGAAGGAGUCGCAGACGCAUUUCGAGAACACGCUACCAGCAGCGAAGUUUGUGUCCGUUGGUGAGGCCGCGCCGCGGGGUGGCCUACCCAGUGCGAACGUGCGAGGUGUGAAAGUCGCUGCAGCGCUAGCUGUCCAGUCCGGCAGCUCCAAUGCAUCUGCGACACCAGCGGCAACAGCAACCACACCUCAACCAGCUGCCACGGCUACCACGCCACCUGCGCAAAUCGCUGCAGCAGCAGCGCUUGGGCCCAGUAACAAGACAGCGAAACCAGUGCAGGAGACUGCCCCGGCGGUGCCCGUGCACGGUGGCCAAGCACCCAGCGGCAAGUUAAAAGCCAGAUCUGCUGCGGAUCAAGCCGCGCACCCGGUCAGCAUCACGCCAGUCUCCGUGCCACCUGUGCAAGCAGCCACACCGCAGCCCGCAGAAACUGCGGUGCAGGCUCCACAAGGCAGCUCACCUCCCCUGGAGAAAGCUAGCGAAAAGCCAAUCGAAAAGCCAAUCCCUGCACAGCUCCCCAAGCCAGAGAUGGUUGCGGCAGCACCCAGUGAGCUUUCAGGGACUCCGGCCCCGAGCUCGAAGCCCUCGCUUCCGGCUGCUGCGGGAGGGAGUCCCGCCCAUCUGCAGCCUACGCCAACCAUGGCGUCUGCAGGUGCGCACAGCAGAGCUGCAGGUCGGUUUCCGAAAAUAGGGGACCCUAAUACAGCACCCUAA
Messenger RNA from Symbiodinium sp. CCMP2592, 1983 nucleotides. The record is from the annotation of a GenBank genome assembly. Lineage: Eukaryota; Dinophyceae; Suessiales; Symbiodiniaceae.